CGGCACCGGUGGUUCUCCACUGCCGCUGCCGCCAUCAUGGGAGGGGGAUGGGAGUUUGUGAGGGGGUGGAUGAUUUUUUAUUUUUAUUUUUGGGGAAGAAAAAGAAUGAGUUUAAGUCCAAAUAAGUUCGGACCGAUCUGGGCAAAUGAUGUUAUUUCAGCCCAAAUGAAAACUUAAUUUCCCUCCAACAAAGCCUAUUGAAACCGACGAUUCGAUUUCAUAAAAGCCCAAAACAAAAACAAACAAAAAGGACGAGAUAGGCGGUAGGCCUACUGCUGUUCUGUACGGAGCAGCUACUACCACCAGCAUUCGAAUGGUGUUUGAGGAAAGAUACAAAUUUGCUACAUUCCUUCAACUCCUCAUACAGAAAGCUCCCGCCCUUGAAAACCAAAGAACUUUGAGUCCUCAUAUUUCAGGUGAGAUUUGGAUGCUUUUUUCAAGCUAGCGAGUUUAGUUCAUGGCAUCAUCUGAAAUAAAAUCUGGGGCAUUGGUUACACUGCAAGACCUGCACCCAUCUUCCUCGUACUUCAAGCAAGGAGCUUCACUACGAGUAACCGGAAAGUUACAAGAUUAUUCUGUAGAGACAGCCAUUGCCACUAUUGUCGAUGGAAGUGAGAGAUUAAAAAUCAACACUCAGCACCUUCGGGAGCUUAGUUUUCGAGUUGGAUCCGUCUACCAGUUCAUCGGCGAGCUGCUUAUUCAACCGGACAAUGAGGCAGUGUUGCAGGCACGUGUGGGUAGGAAUGUCGACGGCAUGGAUCUCAAUCUUUAUCAUCAGUCUCUUCAAUUGUUAAGACAAUUUCAGGCCAAUCAUUUGAAGAACCCAGCAGUUUAGGUCUUCUGCAGUAGUUUGAGUGAGUGUGAUACUCAUAUAGAGGAAUCAAGAAGCCUGAGUUUGAUACCUAUAACAUGCAAUAGUGUGAGUUCGAUAACUAUGAGAGUCAUACUUUAGAACCUAGUAGUUUAUAAAGUAUCACGCUCAAAUUUUCCGGCCGACUAUAGGAGUGUGAUUCUUAUGUGAACUCAAUAUAUUAGUAUCAUACUCACUUUUUCGAGCCUACUGAGGAAGGCCUUAAUACAACUGUACUUUUGGAAAGGCUCAUGUGGACAUUUUAAAGCUUAUAAUAUUUUGAAAUUUCUCA
Pyrus x bretschneideri (Chinese white pear) is the source of this 1142-nucleotide messenger RNA. RefSeq names its product CST complex subunit TEN1-like. Gene Ontology annotation, cellular component: CST complex. The record is from RefSeq and is a predicted model, not a curated record. Gene Ontology annotation, molecular function: telomeric repeat DNA binding; single-stranded DNA binding; telomerase inhibitor activity. The coding region runs from base 458 to 835 and encodes 125 amino acids. The transcript has 4 exons. Gene Ontology annotation, biological process: negative regulation of telomere maintenance via telomerase. NCBI's taxonomy places the organism in Eukaryota, Viridiplantae, Streptophyta, Magnoliopsida, Rosales, Rosaceae.